GUGAGCGCACGGGUGCCAGCGGCUCGGGAUCGGAGCAGCUCGGAGCCGCUCGGUGUCUCUGUGCUCGGGCUUGGACAUCAUUUUAACCCCCCUGAUCGACCGGAGACUGGAGGGAUUUUUUUUUUGUAACGGCUGCAAUGAUGUGACUCUUGAUGUAUCCGUUUUUUAUUUUUAUACCACCGUGAAUGAUCCCAGCUCUGCUGAUCGAGUGGAUCUGAUCACAUUUUUUGUAUUAUUAUUAUUUGGCUCAUCAUCUGUCCAUAGUGCAGAAAACACCUGGACUGGUCUCAGGGUAUCUGUGGAGGAGAUUCCAGGUUUUUUUUUUUUUGCCGGGAGUGGGCAGUAAUAUGUCCAGGCGAAAACAGACCAACCCCUUCAAAGUUGACUGGCCAUUCCACACUUCAGGCAUCACAGGACUUCAGCACACUAUUAACAUGGAUGGCAGGGACGAAUUCACCGAAGACAGUGAAUGCUGCAGCAACAACUCCCAGGAAGUACAAGAGCAGGAUAGCAUCUCAGAAGACAGUGAUAGUGACCUCGACAACCACGGUGAAGACUCGUCCUCCAACACCUCCGCUGACGACCACAUGACCACCAAGAGAACGCAGUGCCGCCUACAAGGAGCGGGAGUCAAAGAGGAGAGCGAGGAAGGGGCAGACGGCAACAACUUUGUUUGUCCUCUCUGCACGCUGGAUUUCAGCAGCCCUGAGAAGCUCAUCUCCCAUGUCUACCAGCACACGACUAUGAUGAGCAAUAGCAAGAGCUAUGUGUGCCCAGUGUGUGGGCGAGCCCUGAGUUCGCCUGGCUCGCUUGGACGGCAUCUUCUCAUCCACUCUGAGGACCGCCUCUCCAACUGCGCUGUCUGUGGUGCACGCUUCACAGACACCAACAACUUUAACAGGGAGAAGCUUAAAGAUGUCCUCGAUACAACCAGGAUGGAUGUCGAUGGGAGAGACAACUGUUCCAUGUCCCUCUCCAGCAGCCCCAUGACCAGCCCGGACCAUGGCACUUGCUCCUGUCACGGACCAGGCCCCAGUCCCAGUUCAUGUCAGGGCCCUCGCCCCUGUCAACCACCUGACCCCAACCCCAGCCUUUGUCAAGCCAGUCGUACCUGCCAGGGACCAGGCCAUAUCUCCAGCCAGUGUCAAGGCCCCAGACCAUGCCACGGCCCAGGACCAUGCGCAGGCUCUGACCAAGGGCCCUCCUUUCCUUCACUGCCUGACAGUCUCCUCUCUGAAGGGCCUUCACUGGCAUCUAUCCCUGAUGCUCUUAACUCCUCUUCCUCAGGCUUUCCUCCCAUCCCUGACAUCCUGGGCCCUAUGCCGGUGUAUCCUGCCGGAGUGCUGCUGGUGUGCAACAGCUGCGUGGCCUAUCAGCAGCUAGUGGAGGCCCAGUCGCCGAUGCGAAAAUGGGCUCUGCGUAGGAAGAACGAACCCUUGGAGGCCCGCAUGCAGCGUCUAGAGCGCGAGCGCACGGCAAAGAAGAACAAGCGGGCGUGUGAGACGGACGAGGAGAGGGAGCUGAGGAGGCUACGGGACCGCGAGGCCAAGCGCAUGCAGAGGAUGCAAGAAUCAGAGGAGCAGCGGGCGCGCAGGCUGCAGAGAGACAGGGAGGCCAUGCGUAUGAAGAGGGCAAACGAGACGCCAGAGAAGAGGCAAGCCAGGCUGAUCCGCGAGAGGGAGGCGAAGAGGAUCAAGCGGCGGUUGGAGAAGAUCGACCCUGCUCUGAGGACACAGAUAGAGCAUGAUCCUGCUGCCAUGGCUGCCCUCACAGCAGACAUGAGUCUCUUUCAGUUCCCCUGCCCUAUGCCUGUCCCUUCCAUUGACAACGGUCUGUUCAUGAAGCUGCCCUAAUGGGACCAGGCCACUGGGGGAGGGGGGGAUAACUGGCAUCUAGCAGCACCAUUAACCUCUGCACUCCGCCAUCAGACUGCCAUGGUCACAGAGAACCAUUCCUAGCUGGUUUGCUUCCAGCUCCUUCUGUGUUGAACAGCUUGACAGACAAACUGCUUUGUUAAAUACAGCAAAAACUACUCCAAUUUCUAAUUUAUUACAGUCUAGAAAACCUUGGGAACAGGGUUGAGAAUGUUUCAUAUUGUAUGGAUGAUGACAUAAAAGCAUGUUGUAAAGAGAUUUUAUCUGUUUGUCAGUGGGCUAGCAGAUUUAACGGUUCAUUCUAGUAGGAGCAGUUAUACUUCCUUUUCGGAAAAAAAGUAUCUUUUUGCACAUGGACCUUCAGUGACAGGAGUGGGGACUUUGUAGCCACAGCCCCCCCUCCCUUCUGGUCCACUCCGCCAGCCCAGUGACUCGGGUUUACCGGUAGCUACACCUCUCUCUUCAAGCUGCCACCAUGGGUCCCUGGGAAGAUCAUAUUCAGUCAAACUCUACUACCUCAGCUGGCGCCAUGGUCGCGCCCUCUGUCUCGUGGCUUACUGCGUUCCAACUCCAAGCUUCCAAAGCUCUACAUGUACUGUACACUUCAACAGAGGAUGCGGGUUGUUUUCCACAGUUUGUGUUUGCAUUAAUGGCUGAGGCCCUUCAAUAGGGCACAAAGAUUCACAGGAGCAAUCACAUGUCUUUCCCAGGUUUGAUGAGAAUAUUUCUUAAAGGUCCAGUGUGUAGGGUUUGGAAGCGUGUAGGAGAACUACAGCGGUUGACGCAAAGAUGUGAAUGGCCAAAUUGUCUGUUCUGGGCUACUGUAGUACAACAGGACCUUGGAAGAGGACGUGCUCCAUAUGUAGAUAUAAACAAGUCAUUCUGAAGUGACGAAAACACACGAUUCUUAUUUUCAGGUCAGGUAGAGAUGGUGGCGGUAGUGGUUAGCAUUGUCGCCUCACAGCAAGAGGGUUCCUAGUUCGAACCCAGGGUGGGGGAGCCCUUCUGUGCGGAACUUGCAUGCUCUCCCUGUGUCAGCGUGAGUUUUCUUUGAGUACUCCAGCUUCCUCCCACAGUCCAGAGACAUGCUGGUUAAUUGGUGACUCUCAAAAAAAUAAGUUGAUGUGAAUGCGAGUGUGAAUGGUUGUCUGUCUCUAUGUGUCAGCCCUGUGAUAGUCUGGAAACCUGUCCAGGGUGUACCCCGCCUCUUGCCCAAUGUCAGCUGGGAUGGGCUCCAACCCCCUGCGACCCUCAACAGGAUAAGCGGUUACGAAAAAUGAAUGAUUUUCAAUUAAUGAAAACAUGGUUAUGAGUAUUAUAUAUCAUUUCUGCCAAUAGAUGUUUGUGGCACAUUGGUGCGGUGAUUAGCAUUGAUGCCUCACAGCAAGAGGGUUCCUGGUUCAAACUCAGUGUGGGGGAGCCCUUCUGUGUGGAGUUUGCAUGUUCUCCCCAUGUCAGCGUGGGUUUUCUCCAGGUACUCCGGCUUCCUCCCACAGUCCAAAGACAUGCAGGAUAAUUGAUGACUCUAAAUUGCCCGUAGGUGUGAAUGGUUGACUGUCUCUAUGUGUGAGCCCUGUGAUAGUCUGGUGACUUGUCCAUGGUGUACCCUGCCUGUUGCUCAAUGUCAGCUAGGAUAGGCUCCAGCACCCCACAACCCCCAACAGGAUAAGCAGUAACAGAACAGGAAUGAAUGCCAAUAGAUGCCCCUGAAUCCCACACACUGGACCUUUAACAGAUGAACUCCAUGAAUGAUUUGUCCUAUUGAACACGCCCAGUGUUGAUCAACAUUCCCCCUCACCUCUUGAAUUGUACAACUUGAUGCAUUCGCCUCCUUAACAUUCUCUUUGCCAAUGUUUGUUUUCUUUUCCCUACAUCGUUACACUCCGAAUAUUUUGCCAAUGUCAUUUCUUUUUUUUUUUUUUACUUUCUGUUACAGAGCUUUUCUUUGGCUUGGAAAGAUUUCAGUCUGUGCUGCUGUUCUUGUACUGUACAAUACAUUAGUUACCUCUUAUAUAUUUUGGGCUCUUCACGUUAAGGAAUAUUGUGCUAAAAUGUUCCACUAAGUGGUCACAAUGAAACAGUUCCUGAUAUGAUACGUUACUUGAAUUCUGCCCGCAAAGACACAUUUGUUUUCCUCAUGAUGAGUAAAUUACAACAUGACAGUGGGUUAUUAUCAUUAUUAUUAUUAUUGUUAUUAUUUAGAGGAUUGUACACAGAUGAUGCAUCCUCUGCAUGCAAUUUGUGUAGCAUUCACAUGCUUUGUAAAGCUGCAGUACCUUCAGUAUAUGUGACCUGUACCACUUAAAUUGGGGUUGAUUUUUAUCUUCUGUCAGCAGAAAUGAUGAACGGUAUUUAUUGAUUCAUACGACAGAGGAACUCAUUUUAAACUCAUGUUGUUAUUGUUUUUUAAUCCCCAUCCGUUACUGAGCACUGGGUCUAAUCUCAUGACACAUACAGCCCAUACUGGGAGAGAGAUUUUUAUCAAUCUAUAUUCAUUAACCUCAUUCCAGCACAUAUUUAUGCAAUAUGAUGUGAAUAUAUUUUUCUUGUGAAAAUGUUUUUGGGUUAUUUUGUUACCAUCAGUGGUAUAAAGUUGUUUUAAUGUUCAAAUUAGAGGCCAUGUCUGGAUAUCCCUUGUUUAAUUUCCUGCCUGCAAGGUUACCUCCGACUUCACUUCUCCAGAUGCAAACAUUUACAGUGUCAAUAAAUAGUCUCUGGAAUAUUCUUCGCGGAAUAUCAGAGAUGAGGACAAGUACUGGUUCUGUUUGAGUCACUCCUAGACGAGAGUCGAUCUACCUGGCUGUUUGUUGCAGCAAAUUUAACAAAGGAAAAAAAAGGGAUUAUUAUUUUUGUGUUUCAUCCUCAAAGGCUUUUCUAGGAGUGCAUCAAACCUCUAUGCAACAGAUGUGUUAUUUAUUCCAAGGGAAAUUAAUUCACUUUCCACUGAAACUAUGCAGAAUGCGAUUUUAAUUUAAACGGACUUCAAUGUAAAGAGUUUAGCUUCUCAGGCAAUUUAACUCAGUGAGAGGGCUCAGAGCCUGGAGACAACACCCUGGUCCAUAAGAAUCAUUUAUAGAUCUAUCACGUGAUGUGAUCGCAACAGUUUUGGGCAGUUGUGUGACUUUUCUAGAGACACUUUGUCUUCGGAGGUGUGUUUUCUCUUCCUAGUUCAGCACAUGAAAGCAACAGGGUCUCACUGCCAUCCUAUCCAUGACAUACUGUACCAAGGGCAGAUCGGUGUUCUCGACAGAGGCUUCAGGUGUCAUUUAUUUCUCUCUUCUCUCAGACUAUGAAUACUGAGUAUUCUCAGAGGUUGCUCUUUGAAAUUGCUGUGAUCCCCUUUGUCCUGCAGUGGACCAAUGCGACAGAAAACUGCGGCGUCUGUGAUCUGACAUACUAUUGCAAAGGAAGUACUCUGAACUCUGGAGUGUUGCCGGUCUUUCACAAGCAGCACUCUCAGUAUGGAUUAGGUAAGCACUGCAUGUCGUGAAACUGCACUUGUCCUAGAAUGGUUCAAUAUGAGCUUGUGUUCUACUGUUAGUUUAUGCCUGCCUGUUUUCUACAGUUUAAUCAAAAGAAACAUGUUGUUAAAGAAACGCUGGCCUUUCUGUAUUAAUUCUAUCAGGAUUUCCUCUCAAUGUCCAUGUUUACAAAACAAAUCUUUCUGAACAAGGCCAAAUGAAUGAGCUAAACUGCUAAUGAGAACAUUCAUGCUUGCUGCGAUAUCAAUGCAUUCUGACUGGAUGGCACUUUGGGGAUGCCAUCCUCUGUUACUGGAUUAACAGAUGUACAGACUACAAUGAA
Messenger RNA from Epinephelus fuscoguttatus (brown-marbled grouper), 5678 nucleotides. RefSeq names its product zinc finger protein 821 (gene znf821). The transcript has 6 exons. The record is from RefSeq and is a predicted model, not a curated record. Gene Ontology annotation, cellular component: nucleus. Lineage: Eukaryota; Metazoa; Chordata; Actinopteri; Perciformes; Serranidae. Gene Ontology annotation, molecular function: DNA-binding transcription activator activity, RNA polymerase II-specific; RNA polymerase II cis-regulatory region sequence-specific DNA binding. Gene Ontology annotation, biological process: regulation of transcription by RNA polymerase II. The coding region runs from base 348 to 1853 and encodes 501 amino acids.